UCGCAAACUGUAUCCCGCCGAUUUUGAAAAUCUAAUCUUCAUUUAUCGGGUACAGCGAUGAGAUAAUUGAAUGACUCGUCGGAAUCGGUAACGAACCGGCAUGUACACAAUACCAGUGUACUGCAAGAGACUCCCAGCGUCACCGACAACAUGUUUGCCGUUCGCGCUGCAAUUACAAGAGCUAGUGGCGCCAUCGCACCAAUUCCUGUAACCAGUAAUGCGGCGAUCCGCUGCAAAGCUACACUUCCGGUAGUGCACAAAGAUAAACCAUCCUGUCUGCCGUACUCACCGUUCGGAGCGAAACAACCGAACACGGCCGAAUGGACCGUGGCCCGGCUGGAUGAUUUGCUAAACUGGGGCCGCAAAGGAUCGAUGUGGCCGCUGAUGUUCGGGCUCGCGUGCUGUGCCGUGGAAAUGAUGCACGUUGCUGCCCCACGGUACGAUCUGGAUCGGUUCGGUGUGCUGUUUCGUGCAUCACCACGCCAGACAGAUUUCAUCAUCGUGGCCGGCACGUUGACCAACAAGAUGGCACCGGCGCUACGGAAAACGUACGACCAAAUGCCCGAACCGCGGUGGGUCAUUUCGAUGGGCAGCUGUGCGAACGGCGGUGGCUACUACCACUACUCGUACUCGGUGGUGCGUGGCUGCGAUCGGAUCAUACCUGUCGAUAUCUACGUGCCCGGAUGUCCACCCACGGCCGAGGCUUUGAUUUACGGCAUUCUGCAGCUGCAAAAAAAGGUCAAGCGCAUGAAAACGGUGCAGAUGUGGUACCGGAAGUAGAUCAGCCAGCAAGGAUUUUCAUUAUUAAUUAACCAGCAUUCAGCAAUAACUCAUUUUAAGAUGAUUGAUAUUAACCGUUCGGUGUACGGGUGACGUGAUUAGCCAUUGCUUUUUGUACUUAAUAAAAUACUUAUUCCUAUUUUUUAAAUACCCGCUGAAUCAUAAUUGAUGCUUAUCAGUAUACCUGCUCUUCCAUGUGUAAUGAGUUUAAAAUGCCGACUCCAUAACACACGACGCAACUACACGCUGAUGCAGCAUUUUCCAGGGUUAAAAAUAGCAUGUUUAGAUAAACUCCUGCGGGAUAUAGAAUAACCGCAUCUGAUGUGAUCUGUUGUGUGGGG
Molecule: messenger RNA, 1121 nt
Organism: Anopheles stephensi (Asian malaria mosquito)
Lineage: Eukaryota; Metazoa; Arthropoda; Insecta; Diptera; Culicidae
Product: NADH-quinone oxidoreductase subunit B 1-like
Exons: 1
Coding region: 151-780 (209 amino acids)
Biological process (GO): electron transport coupled proton transport; mitochondrial respiratory chain complex I assembly; aerobic respiration
Molecular function (GO): 4 iron, 4 sulfur cluster binding; NADH dehydrogenase (ubiquinone) activity; quinone binding
Source: RefSeq, a predicted model, not a curated record